AUGGGAGACGAGCCGCCGGAGCAGUUGGGUGAUGGUGAUGGCAGUACCGCGGCCGCUCCGACCGCCAGUGACGCAGGGGCCAGAGAUGGCGCCACCGAGGGCAGCUGGACACGCCCAAACUGGGACUAUGGAUGGUACAGUUCCCCAUGGUACACGGGCUAUGGCCAGUGGGGAUGGUAUUCAGGAUACCAGGGCUACUACAGCUGGGGCGAGGUCCAAGAGCCACCCAAGGCCCCCGAGAUGCCGGAACUGAUUCCUCCGUUCCUUCAAGGCUGGUUCCUUUUACAGGACUCUGGCUUGGAUGUGCACGAGCGCAACAUGGUACAGACGGCCUUGCAGGGAAACUUCGACCUGCAAAGGGUAGCAGCUGAACUUCGGGCCCAGUGGCCUGAGACCGAGUUGUCUCGCCGAGACAAGACGCAUCGUCACAGCAGCUACUUGGGCGAAGCCAUCGAGGAGGAGGACCCAGAAGAGCAUCACGAGGCCUACCAGAAUGACGAGCUACGGGAGGCUGGGAUGACCGAAGAAGGAGUGGCACUGAUGACCAGUGCCGAAGACGAAGUGCAGACGGCAUUGGCAGCCCUCCAGCAGCACCGGAGGACACUUCGGGAGGCUCGCGCGAAGCAGAAUGAGGUCCGCUUGUCCCGCAAGUAUUAUCGACCGGCCAUUCCGGGAGCACUGGAAGGACGUCCAGACCUUCGUCCUCCAGCACCACCGCGCCAGGAGGUGUCGUUCCAGAGCGAGCAUGCCGACGAGUCGGCACCCUUCGUGUGCUUCGUGAAUGAAUCUAAGGCCUCCGAACAAGCCCUCAGUGCCGGAGAAGGAGAUCAGAUCGAACACCAGGCGUUUGGCCUGGACAUGAGCACCGACGCCGCCAUGCGUUCCGGGAUGGCCGUCAUAGACAGCGGGGCUACCAAGACUAUUGGUAGCGUGACGGCCAUCGAAGCAUUGAUGAUGAAAAACAAGAAGAAGACCGGAAGCGAUGGCAUCAUGUCCUUGGACCCUGACAACAAGCCGGUGUUCAGCUUCGGAAAUUCGAGUGUCGAAAAGUGUAUCUCGACCGCCCAGGUGCGAUUGAAAGCUGGGGGAAAUGAGGGUCGACUGAAGGUUCAUUCGUUGGAUAGCGGUCAUGGCCCCAUAUUGCUUUCAAUCGAGACUUUGCGUAGUUUGAAGGCUGUCCUGGAUUUUGAAGCAGAUCUCGUAGUGUUCCGGGGACUGGACGACAGGAAAGCGAUUCCCUUGUCCAGGUCUAGCACGGGGCACCAGUUGAUUUCCCUGGCCGACGAUCUUUUGGAUCGGGCCCAUGUGACCAAGCAGGACCCAAGAACGAGUCAUCCUCUUUCUUUCCCGCUACCUCCACGCGCCAUCCAGAUGCCGAGCAUCUCCAAGAUGAACAAGACCGAGUUGGUGGAGGCGAUCAGAGCACGCGGAGGGGCAGCCGACAUGACCACUCGGCGCUUGGAACUGCAGCAACAACUGCAGCAGAUGCUCAACGAGGAAGCUGGUGCCGAGGUUGGGGGCACUCCCAGUGCUCGUGUCGAGACGGAUUACCAGCGCUACACGAACGAGCUGAACCGCGCCAGUGGCCGCAAGAAGGAGGGAGAAGCGAAUCCUCGACUUCACCGGCUGGCCCAAUGGUUGAGCCGAACAACCACCGACAGCACAACGACCCCGCCAGUGCCAUCGGCACCGGCGUGGAAGAGCGCCAAGGCCAAAGCAGGAUACCAGAAGACCGAAAUGAAGAGCGGACGAGGCCCGGUGGCAGAGCUACAGAGCGAGAAGCGAGGCAGCCGGCCUCGCCGGGAGACUCACCCGGACACCGAGAUGGGCUCGAAUCACAGCUUCGAGAAGGACCUUAACGCAGGAGCAGCCCAGACCUUAGAGGAGAAAGCCUGGUCCCUAGUGCCAGGUUUGUUCCAGGAUCUUGUGAAUCAUGAUCGGACAGUGCUGAUGGAGGAACUUGAGUUUUCGGACGUUCAGAAGGAAGGACAGGGCCAAACGCAGUUAUGUGAGAUGUUCGGUGUUGGAGACACCUGUUUUUGUGAAGACCUGAAGAUUCCGAACUUGCCGGAACAGAAGUGCACCAAGUGUUGGCGCUGGGGUUUAUCUUCAGAGAUAAAGGGAUCUUCGGAAGAGGAGGUUGAGGUUCACGAAACCACAGGUGUAGAGAAACAAGCCCAGGCUGACAGACCCCAGGUGGAACCCCAGGUUUUCAGUGCUAACAAAGAAGAGGAGACAGGGUUCAAGGCAAGCAAGGCAGACUCCGAGGCCAGAGCCAAACAGCUAAUCCAAGCGGGAGACUACACGAUGCAAGCCUUGGAGAAGCUCCUGAACACCUCGAACCUGCAGCCCCCUCACAAGAACCCGAAACGAGCAUGCCGUCCGACUUCUGAGUACUUGACUCUUGGCAUGUACAGUUAUGGAGGGUUCUAUGGGUUGACCACGGCGACCACGGAACGUCCGUGGUUGACCAAGUAUUUGAACCAGUUUGCUCGAAAACAGUUGCCCAAGGAAGCUCAGUGGACUUCGGUGACGAUUAGUAGGAACAACAAACUUCCCGUGCACAAGGACCAACACAACCACCCGAAACACCUUAGCCACCUGGUAGGUGUAGGAUCUUACAAAGGAGGUGAGCUCUGGGUCCACGACCCAAAGCUCACCGAACAGAGUCAAGACACCCUGCCACAGGUGCGAGAAGAUGGAACCCAGUUGCUUGGCACAGCGCAGGCAACCCGGCACAAGGUUCUGACUUUCUGUGCAAAAGAGUGGCAUGCAACAUGUCCAUGGGAAGGAGAGCGUAUCACUGUGACCUUCUAUGUGAGCCGGGGAUGGGGCUGUGCUGAAGCGUCCGUUGAACAAGAGGUUUUGGAUGCAGGGUUUCGGAUGUGUGAGCCGGAGCAAGCCAACGUGUUGCAAACCAGGCGCCCAUGGAGCAUGAAGUUCCGUAGUGCGAGUGAGAAAGAAGAGGAGAAUCAAGCGACAGUU
This is a messenger RNA of Symbiodinium necroappetens, 2985 nucleotides long. NCBI's taxonomy places the organism in Eukaryota, Dinophyceae, Suessiales, Symbiodiniaceae. The record is from the annotation of a GenBank genome assembly.